Molecule: messenger RNA, 5498 nt
Organism: Drosophila gunungcola (fruit fly)
Lineage: Eukaryota; Metazoa; Arthropoda; Insecta; Diptera; Drosophilidae
Product: N-acetylneuraminate 9-O-acetyltransferase
Exons: 5
Coding region: 241-2844 (867 amino acids)
Source: RefSeq, a predicted model, not a curated record
UAGCGCGGCGGGGGCGGCGGGCGAUAGACGGCGGUUGCCUAUCGGCCGGCGAAGCAAGAGACUUUGUCUAAAAAACUUUAAAAUUAAAAAAUAAAAGCGAAAUAGACAGCAAAAGAGGAGGAGACGGUGUCCGCGAAACCAGCGAAAUUGGGCUAAGACCAUGCCCAUGCAUCUGGCCAACUUUUCUGUAACAUUAUAGGCCAAAUUGUAGGAAGAGGAAGAGGAGGAGGCUUAUAAAUUAUGGAGCUACGCGAAUUGCGCGGUGGAAAUGGAGGAAAUGGAGGAAAUGGAGGAGGAGCAGGUGCACCUGGAGCACCAGGAUCCUCUGGCAAUGGAGCCCCCAGUCCCGAGCUCGGUGACAUAUGCAUUGGAGGCGCCGCCGGUGGACAACGGAUGCCCACCAAAGCGGAUAUAUUUAUGGAGCAACUGAACGCGACCAAUGCCAAAAAGGUGGCUCUUCUCUUGGUCCUCGGAUUCAUCGUAUAUCACGGCCUGCUCAAUUGGAAUUAUGGCAGUGACUCCUGCCAGUGGCUGCUGUCCAAGGGCCGUUUCAAGGGCGACAACGAGUGGCAGCCGUACGGCUGCAUGGUGCACAAGUACUCCCUCACCGAUACCCGGCGCUGUUUGCGUUACUUGGCCUUCUUCGACAACAAGAACAACUUUGUGUUCAUUGGCGACGAGAGUGUGCGGCUGCUCUACGAGCGAUUUGUGGAGCAACUGCGACUACCGUUGGCCGCAGACGAGGUGCCAGAUGACGAGGACAACAACGCCUCGGUGACGGACGGUUCUGCCCGUUUCGAGGACAAGAAACUGCACAUGCUGGCCCAGUACAUUCGGGCGGACGAGGUAAGUCCGACGCUGGUGGAGCAGCUGUACCGUCUGGAGGCCGAGAAGCAGUUGUCCUCCGUGUACGUGGUGGGUUUCACCUAUGCCAGUCUGCUGGCCGGCAACACCACCGACGAUGUGUUGCGCCAGUAUGCCGCCAAUCUCACCCUUCUGGUUGCCCCAUUCCAUCGCCUGGUGGCUCAAACAUCGCGUGUCCUUUGGAAGCUGGCCGAUCGCGUGGACGAGGAGAAAUUACCGGCGCAUUGGAAGCUACUGCAGAACGAGCACAUCGAUCGCUUGAAUCAUGUGGCCAGGGGUGUUUUCCGCUACACGGAGGCCAGCGUUUGGGAGUCCGCCUGGCACAUAGCCAACGGCCUGCUCGACAACGCCGUCGAUGGCCAUCAACUGUGCGCCCAUGGCCAGCGGCUGGAGGUUCAGCUGCUGUGGAACAUGUACUGCAACGACUAUAUGAACUACAAUGACGGCACCUGCUGCAGCAGCGCCGAGCCGCACACCACGCUGCAAAUAGUGGCCUACGCCCUGUUUGGCGUCUGCAUGACCCUCGUGUGCGGGAUGUGCCUGCGCAGAUGGCUGCUCCAUCUGCGUGGCCAGACCCUGUAUGUGCCAUUGCAGCAGCAACAGCAGCAGCAUCAGCAUCUGCACCAGCAGCAAUCCAACGGAGGAGCACCUAGCAAUGCCUUAUCCGCCCUGAUGACCGACUAUGGCACACCCAUGGUGGCACUAUCACUGCUUGGCCUUAUUCUGGCCUAUUUCUACCUCUGCGAUCGCACCAAUUUCUUUAUGAAAGAGAACAAAUACUACUCGGAGUUCAGCUUCUGGAUACCGGUGGGCUAUGUCUUCGCAUUGGGCCUGUUCUUCACGGAGGACUCGAGGUUCACCAAAGUCCUGAACCGAGACCAGACGGACGAGCUGCGUGGCUGGAUACUGCUGGUAGUGCUGAUAUACUAUAUGACCGGAGCCCAGCGAGUGCUGCCCAUUCACAUGCACAUCAAGCUGCUAAUCUCCGGCUACUUCUUCCUCACCGGCUACACACACUUCACGCACAUGUGGCAAACGGGCGGCAAUGGAUCGCUGUUCGUGCGCUUCUUUCAGGCCAUGUUCCGCGCGAACUUUCUCAGUGUGCUGCUGUGCUUCUGCAUGAACAGGCCCUAUCAGUUCUAUUACUUUGUGCCACUGCUCUCGUUCUGGCUGUGCGUUGUCUACUUUGUGCUGGCGCUGCCGCCACGGAUAUCCUCGGCCUCUGUGGACGCCAAUCCGCUGCACUACCUGUAUCUGGUGUGCAAGUGCAUUGGCUGCCUGGGCGGCAUCACGGUGCUCUUUAUGUCGGAGGUGUUCUUCGAGCGCAUCUUCGUGACGCGACCCUGGAAGGCGCUGUUCGUGACGACGGACGACGACCUGCAUGAGUGGUGGCAUCAGUGGAAACUGGACCGGUAUACGGUGGCCUUUGGCAUGAUCUAUGCCGCCUGCUUUCACAUCGCCCAGAAGUACAAUGUGUUCGACGACAACAACCAUGGGAAUCUGUUCUCGCGGAGAACCUCCAUAUCGGUCACAUUGCUGGCACUGCUGGGCGUUGGCGUGUACACCUCGUUCUCGUUCCUCUGCCGCAACGUGCAGAACUGCGAGGAGAUCCACUCGUACAUCCUGUUCAUCCCGAUUGUCGGCUAUGUGGUCCUGAGGAACAUCUCGGGCAUCCUGCGCACCCGCUACUCGGCGUUCUUCGCCUGGUUUGGCCGCAUCUCGCUGGAGCUGUUCGUCUGCCAGUAUCACAUUUGGCUGGCCGCCGACCGACAUGGGGUUCUGGUCCUGCUGCCCGGCUUCCCCACGCUCAACAUGAUCAUCACGUCGUUCAUCUUUGUGUGCGCCUCGCACGAGGUGCACCGGCUCACCCAAAUCCUGCUGCCCUAUGCCGUGCCCAGCGACUGGCGCCUGGUCAUGCGCAACUUCGUCAUCUUUCUCAUCGUGCUCAUACCCGUCGCCCGGUCGGACGGUAUGUUCUGAUCGAUCACCCGAUCCGAUCCUGAGCGAUCUGCAAUCUAAUUGCCGCCCAGUUAUAGACCCCAAAGUAUUCGAUAGAUAGCAGCCCGCCCAUUCGGCAAAAAGAAAUAAGUGCGAACACACGAGUGUGUAACUCAGGGUGGAUCGGUUUUAAACGCAAGCUCAGAGUUCUAAAAUCACUUUGCAAUAUCUCAAUUCUUAACAAAGGAUAUUUAACUUUAUAGGACCAUAGGUCAAAUAUUUGCUUUCAUUUUUCAAUAAGAAAACCACACGUAAAUUCAAUUAUAUAAGUUCGUGUGAUCAAAAAAGUCAAAACUCUUUUUAAACUCCUUAAUAUAAUAAAGCAAUAAAUUUUAUAUAUGCUUCUACUUCUAUUUGCAUUUGUUAAAAUCGAGCCACCCUAGCUUAUAUAGUGCGUGUCAUAGCUAUAAGAAGUUAUUUCUCGUAACUGGAACUUAAACUUACCUUAAACAAUAUCUCCAUUUGCUAAAACGUAUAUUAAGCGACCUUAAUUUUUUGAUUGAUACAUUUUCAUUUUGCGAACUUAUAUUUUCCAAUGUUAUCAAAAUGUAUUUAGAAAGCAAAUUAAACUCGGACCUAGUUUAUUAUAAUUAAGUUUACUCGAAACAUAGUUACCUUAAUUCGAUUUAAUUUGUAAGAUGACAGCUCCCAAAUAUUCUUUGUAUAUUUUUUAAGCAACUUUGUUAAGAGGAUUAUGGCUUUAACUUAACUGCGCAAUAUUCUUAUGGUUCUGAAACGCACUGUAGACACACAUUUAUAUUUAUAGGGAUAACUUAGCUUUAAUUAAAUUUCGCACAAAUUACUUAACAACUCACUCAGCCACACAAAAAACAAACUCACUCAAACACAAGCAGCGGCAAACCAAAUGUAUGUAUAGAGCAAGAGAAUAAAGCAAUGGAUAUAUACUUAUUUGACACACUGUAAGCCACCGGGCGGAAUUCAUCGUCUGGGAAAUUUACCACAAUUUUCACACAAAAAAAAAAAACCACCAACUUUGGACUGGUGGCCACUAAACCCGGCCAUCCUUUAACUUUUUCGCGGGCACAGGAUUGCAGGGAUUGCGCUAAUUGACACGCUGCAAACAACCUGCAAAGCAAGUUUAAGCUGCAUGGAGCGAAAUAAUCGACUGUGAAAACGCAGGUGAUGGCGAUGUUUACGUUCCAUGUAUUCAACUCGUGAAAGUAAAAAGAGUUGUGUCCCCUCAGGAUGUGUGAAUGUGGAUAAGGAUGAGGAUGUGGAUGUGGAUGAGGGGAGAAGCAGUAGGAUUGAAACUACGACAUUUCCACGUGUCUCCAAAGUUUACAUAUCAGUAAAACAUAUGUACUUACGAAAAUACAAAGUGUAAACCAUCAGAAUCAAUCAAAAUUUUGGAAAUCGACGUCGAAGUUAACCAUCAACGAAGGAAUCGAAGAACUCUCAAAUCAAAAUCUAACCGUUGGCGAAAUAAAUAAAUAAAUAAAUCUAUGGGAAUCAAAAUAAAGAUCAGAAUUUGAUCAUACCAUCCUCUGAAUAGAAAUUUUAAUCGAGUAGCAAGUAUAUUAUAUAUUAUCACAGUAAUCAAUCAAAUUAUUGUUGUUAAUAUCAUUAUUUAUUCUCUAAAAAUAAUAUUCUAAGUUAAGUCUGCAAAAUCUUUAUGAUUGUGACUUUAAGAAAUCAAAACCGAUCACAAUAUACAAAUAUAAUUCAAACUUUAUUCACACACAUUCAAGAAAAAUAUAAAUUUAUUAAUGUUCCAAGUUAAAAUCGAUCCAAGAAGAUCAAAAAAAUUUAUACAAUUUAGCUUCGUGUUUGGUGUACUCGAUCACUGAAAUCUAAUUGAUCAAGAGUAUUGAAUAGAAACACCAAAUCGAACUUACUUCUAUACAAUCACAUACAACCAAUUCAUUAAAAAAAAACAUUUGAGGAAAGCUAUUGAAAGUACGCUGAUUAUUUUUAAGAAAAAUCAAAAAAGUAUUUAAGAGAACAACUAUUUAAAUGUAAUUAUUAAUUUACAUUUACCUUGAAACCAAUGCAAAAACUAAAAGAACUUAAAAAUGCACCCUAUACUUGAUCGUUACUACAGGGAUCGAUAUCAGAUUAAACUGAUAACCCGAUAUUUGAUCGAGCUGCUUCGAUUAAAAAAGAAUACCAAGCGAAAUUCUGAAUUAUCGGAGUAAAUGGUGAAGAUUUUGAAAUCCGAUUGGGACGAUCGUUUCUCGAAGACAUCGAUUUAGAAACUAUUUCAAUAUCGAGAUUCUAAACCCGAAAAUAUGAAAUUAAUCGAUCAAAACUAUCGAAUUUAAUUGAAUCGAUACAGAAUCGAAGAAAUCUAUAUUACACCCCAAACAACUGUACAUUAUUAAUAUGCAGACUUGAAGAUUGAAUAUUGAAAAAAAAAUCAGAUCGAAUCUAAAACCAAACCCAAUAUAAAUACAAACUAUAAAACCUAAUUAAAUUGAGACGAUAUUUUAUCAAAAAUAUCGAAAUCGAACGUUGUAAAAUCACCCGCUUAAAGACACUUAUACCGCGAUCGCGUGUCGAAGCUAUGCCGAUAUAUGUUAUUAAAACUGAACUCUAAGGACCUAAAGCCAGGAAUGUUCUCCACGAGGGUUCGGAACCAAAGGGUACAUGUGAUCUAAGGACAUCACCACUAACAG